AUGCGCCACAACUACUUAUGUAACGACUUCAGCACCCUCUACGCGCCCCUCAUCCGCGACGGCCGCAUGGAGAAGUACUACUGGAACCCGACCCGCGAGGACCGCGUGGGGGUGUGCAUGGGCAUCUUCCACGAGGACAACGUGACGCGUGCAGAGGUGGAGAGGCUGGUCGACGCCUUCCCCGGCCAGUCGAUCGACUUUUUCGGCGCCCUGCGCGCGCGCGUGUACGACGACAAGGUCCGCGACUUUGUGGCCAACCUCGGCGUGGAGAACCUCUCCAAGCGCCUGGUCAACAGCCGCGAGGGCAAGGUCGAGUUUGAGAAGCCGCGGAUGUCCCUGGACGUGCUCAUGAAGUACGGCCGCUACCUGGUGGAGGAGCAGGACAACGUGAAGCGCGUGCAGCUGGCCGAGGCCUACAUGAGCGGCGCCGAGCUGGCGGGCUCCGCGGGCUCCUCCAUGCCCGAGGCCUACCGGGCCAAGUAG
Messenger RNA from Monoraphidium neglectum, 483 nucleotides. Its product is annotated as Ribulose bisphosphate carboxylase/oxygenaseactivase. Bases 1 to 483 code for a protein of 160 amino acids. The record is from RefSeq and is a predicted model, not a curated record. Lineage: Eukaryota; Viridiplantae; Chlorophyta; Chlorophyceae; Sphaeropleales; Selenastraceae. Gene Ontology annotation, cellular component: chloroplast stroma; thylakoid. The transcript has 3 exons.